AUCAACAUCAGAUGAACUGGACAUUUAUCGGCCGUGGAAACUUUGAAUAAGUGGACAUUUAUCUUCUUUAUCCAAAAGCGAAUUGCUCCCAGGCUUUAGCGGGACCGUUGUUCAGAAAGUACGGAUCCGACGGAGGAAGUUAAAAUGUCCAUGCACUUGUAUGAAAUGAGCAGUAAACUGCUCGGGGACACUGUUGGGACAGUGUCCGACAACCUGACCUCCGUGGUGCUGGCAGUUUCUGUCAUCACUCUGACUGUGGGAUAUAUUUCUAAGCUGCUGCUCAAACAGUCCUCCGACAGUGAUCUGAAAUAUCCACCAUACAUACCCUCCAGCAUCCCCUUCCUGGGUCAUGCCAUUGCAUUUGGGAAAAGCCCCAUUGAAUUUCUUGAAAAUGCUUAUGAAAAAUACGGCCCUGUAUUCAGCUUCACCAUGGUGGGGAGUACAUUCACUUACCUGCUGGGCAGCGAAGCAGCCACGCUGAUGUUCAACAGCAAGAACGAGGACCUGAACGCAGAAGACGUCUACUCCAGACUGACCACACCAGUGUUUGGCAAAGGAGUGGCUUAUGAUGUGCCGAACCCUAUCUUUCUGGAACAAAAGAAGAUGUUGAAGACAGGACUGAACAUUGCUCAUUUUAAGGAACAUGUAAAAAUCAUCGAGGCAGAGACCAUCGAGUAUUUUCAGAGAUGGGGAGACAGCGGGGAGAGAAACCUGUUUGAGGCCUUGUCCGAGCUGAUCAUCCUGACGGCCAGCAGCUGCCUUCACGGGAAGGAGAUCCGCAGCAUGCUGAAUGAGCACGUGGCCCAGCUCUACGCCGACCUGGACGGAGGGUUCAGCCACGCUGCCUGGCUCCUGCCCGGCUGGCUGCCACUGCCCAGCUUCAGGAAAAGGGACAGAGCUCACAUAGAGAUCAAGAACAUCUUCUUCAAGGUGAUUCAGAAGCGCAGACAAUCUGGAGAGAAAGUGGACGACAUCCUGCAGACCCUCAUCGAUGCCACCUACAAAGACGGACGACCCCUGAAUGAUGACGAGAUCGCGGGGAUGCUGAUUGGCCUCCUCCUGGCGGGUCAGCACACGUCCUCCACCACCAGCGCCUGGAUGGGUUUCUUUCUGGCCAGAGACAAAGAUCUGCAGGAGCGCUGCUACGCCGAGCAGAAGGCUGUGUGUGGAGAAGCGCUGCAAAUCGACUUCGACCAGCUGAAAGAUCUCAGCUUGUUGGAGCGCUGUCUGAAGGAGACCCUGCGUCUCCGCCCGCCUAUCAUGACCAUGAUGAGGAUGGCUCGCUCUCCACAGACUGCAGCAGGAUACACCAUCCCUGUGGGCCACCAGGUCUGCGUCUCCCCCACUGUCAACCACCGCCUGCAGGACACCUGGGCGGAGAGGAUGGAGUUCAGCCCUGACCGCUACCUCAACGACAACCCCGCUGCAGGGGAGAAGUUUGCUUAUGUGCCGUUUGGAGCCGGUCGCCAUCGCUGCAUCGGGGAGAACUUUGCCUACGUCCAGAUCAAAACCAUCUGGUCCACUUUACUGCGCAUGUACCACUUUGACCUGGUGGACGGAUAUUUCCCCACAAUCAACUACACCACAAUGAUUCAUACCCCUCACAACCCCGUCAUCAGAUACAAGAGGAGGAAACAGUGAGAGGCGAGGAGCAAAGACACGAGGAAAUCGUCCAACAUCCUGAGUGUUUGAACCGAAGCUCUGACUUCCUGGGACUUGAAUUUAGGGACAUUUAGAUCAACGCUGUUUGCUCAAAUGCCCAAUCGUUUAGUUUUUGUGCUUCUUUUAGACCUUUUUACCCUGAAUGUCAACAGACUUGUGUUUCCAGAGUUGAUUACACUGACUGUAUGACUCUGACUUGAAAACAUAUGCUAUUAUUCACAAUGUGAAUUCUUAAAAAUAGAAAUGGUCAGAAACAAGGUUCUUUGAUGGAGGGGAAACAUCUGAUAAGUGAAUGAAGCCUUGGGGCCCUAGCAAGUUUUAUUCAGUUGAUAACUGUUAAACCAAGCAGAGGGUCUUACUUCAGUCCUUAUUCUAGAUUUGUUUGGGUGGAAGUUUUCUCAGCAGUUAUCCAGUGAAAUUAUUAUUCCUGCAUCAUAAGACAGGCAAGUGAAAAUGUGGCCUUUAUUGCAUUAAACACAUUGAAAAAACAACAACAAUAACAGCUUAACAUCACUUUCUGUAAACAGUUGCAAGCCCCUAGUGCAGAGUCUGAAUUAAGAAUCAGCUGUUGUGGGAUGCUGCCACACUGUCACAGAUCAAUUUCCUUCCAAAUAAUUUAAAUCUUAAAAUAACUAAAUGAGGAUAUUUGGGGACAUAAACUUUGUUGCCUUUACUUAAACUUUUAAUAAAGGGUUUUAAAGUUGACCUGUACUAAUUAAGAACUUUCCUCCUGGACCUUGUUGAGUUAACGAGCACUGAUGAUCAAGAGCUUAAACUGCACAAGCUGUUUUGUUUUUCAUAGGACUCGAAUCAAACUCUGUAAAAUGUCUUUAUUCAUUAUAGAAAAAUACUGUGGGUCAUGACAUUUUUGUUCAUUUUGUCCUUUUUUGUGAUUUUUGUUUCAGAAAAAAAGCUGUUAAUGUUUAAUUAUUUCUUUCAAUAAAGAAACUGGGAAAAACCUGC
Anoplopoma fimbria (sablefish) is the source of this 2625-nucleotide messenger RNA. It is a transcript of the gene cyp51a1, whose product is annotated as lanosterol 14-alpha demethylase. The record is from RefSeq and is a predicted model, not a curated record. The transcript has 10 exons. NCBI's taxonomy places the organism in Eukaryota, Metazoa, Chordata, Actinopteri, Perciformes, Anoplopomatidae. The coding region runs from base 145 to 1641 and encodes 498 amino acids. Gene Ontology annotation, molecular function: heme binding; oxidoreductase activity, acting on paired donors, with incorporation or reduction of molecular oxygen; iron ion binding.